Mugil cephalus (flathead mullet) is the source of this 6061-nucleotide messenger RNA. RefSeq names its product cell adhesion molecule 3 (gene cadm3). NCBI's taxonomy places the organism in Eukaryota, Metazoa, Chordata, Actinopteri, Mugiliformes, Mugilidae. The transcript is spliced from 12 exons. Bases 398 to 2143 code for a protein of 581 amino acids. Gene Ontology annotation, cellular component: presynaptic membrane. The record is from RefSeq and is a predicted model, not a curated record. Gene Ontology annotation, biological process: homophilic cell-cell adhesion.
UCCCUGUCUCCCUUGUCCCCUCCCUCUCGUCUUUCAGACGGUCUGUUUUUGCUGCAGUGAACGGUAGCCGUGGAGAGAGAGCGAGGGGAGAGAGAUACAAUAUACAAACACAGAGAAAGAGCGGAGGAAGAAAAGCGAGGAGAGGAGAAAAAACAACAACAAGGAGCCGGGAGAAGGAGAUUUAAGACAACCACAAAAAAAAAAAAAGUCGAUAAAAGCAGAUUGAGAGGAGGCUCCGGACAAGCGACCGCUUCGCAUCAAAGCAGGGACCUUUACUGGGAGACCUUACUGGAGACCAACAAAACCACACUCCGGAGGCGGAAUAUAACGGUGACACUCCUGAGCUCCUCUGCCCUCCUGAGGAUUCAGUGAGACAGGUGGAUCUGCGCGCCCGACCAUGGCCUUCCCAUCAGCCCCCUCCGCAUUAUGGAGUGUCAGCUUAUUGACGACACUACUCGCAGCUGCGGUUCACAGCAACAUUGUCUUUGAUGACGACCCCUUGCAGCCAAUGACCACAGACGAGACGGUGUCCGUGGGGGGCAAGGUGACGCUGACCUGCCGGGUGGCGGAGAGCGACAACUCCUCGCUGCAGUGGUCCAACACCGCACAGCAGACCCUCUACUUUGGAGAGAAGAGAGCGCUGAGAGACAGCCGCAUCCAGCUGCACCGCUCGACAUCCACCGAGCUCUCCAUCACCAUCGACGAGGUGCAGCUGUCCGACGAGGGCGAGUACACCUGCUCCAUCUUCACCAUGCCGGUCCGCACCGCCCGCGCCACCGUCACCGUGCUAGGUGUGCCCAGUCAACCUCAGAUUUCUGGUUAUGAGCGUCCAGUUGUGGAGGGGGGUGAAGUCACCUUGACCUGCAACAGCACCGGCAGCAAACCCCCCGCCACGCUGCACUGGUACAAGGGAGACGAGGAGCUGCAAGGGUCGCCGAACGUGGUGGCGCCCUUCCCGGACCAGCCCACAUACGUCGUGACCAGCGAGCUCACCCUGAAGGUGAGCCGCAGCGACGACAAAGCCCUCAUCACCUGCGCCGUCGACCACCCCUCUCUAACCACAGGGUCCAAGAAGACCGCGCAGGCCCUGCAGGUGUUGUAUUCCCCUAACGUGCGGAUCGACCCCGAAACCGAUCUGCCCAGAGAGGGGGAGAGGUUUUCUCUCCUGUGUGUGGGCAACGCCAACCCAGAGCCCAACUCCUACAUAUGGGAGAAGAAGGAUGGAGAGCUCCCCCUGCUGGCCAAAGCCGACGGCGCCGUGCUGCAUUUCCCCAUGCUCAACAAGUCUGAUAACGGCAUCUACCUCUGCCACGCCGAAAACAGAAUCGGACAAAGCCAGGGGGAGUACACGCUCCUGGUGCAAGACCCAGACGCCACCUUCCCAGCAUUCGAGUCCUCAGAGUCUCCGUCUCCCCCGUCCUCGCCCUCCCCCCCGUCCUCCUCCCCACUUGAUGUCUUCUACGGCUCCGGCUAUGAUUCCACCGACUUUCCCUCCUCCACCUCCUCUUCAUCCACCCCCACCUCCUCCUCAUCCUCAUCCUCAUCCUCCUCCUUCACCACCACCUCUCCAUCCAGCUCCCCUUCCACGACUGACAUGUCAAACACCAUCUCCUCCUCCUCCUCCUCCUCCUCCUCCUCCACCACCGCCAUCUCCAACGCCCUCUUCCCCGACCUGCCAUUCUCCCCUGACUCCUCCUCCUCCUCUUCCUCCUCAUCCUCCCCAACUCCUCCUCCCGCAUCCACGGGCAUCACUCCUUCCGCUGCCUCUCCCUCCUCCUCGCCUCCCGCCUCCUCCUCCUCCUCCUCCUCCUCCGCCUCCUCCUCCUCCCUUACGCCCCCCGUUUCAGUCCGGCUGAAUGGAGUUUACACUUUCACAGACGAGCCAGACAACGUCCCAGACCCCACAGCCAUGUCGACCUCCUCGGGGGUGGACCACGCCGUGAUCGGAGGGGUGGUGGCCGUUAUCGUCUUCAUCCUGCUUUGCCUCCUCAUCGUCCUCGGCAGAUACCUCAUCAGACACAAAGGAACGUAUCUGACCCACGAGGCCAAGGGCUCAGACGACGCCCCCGACGCCGACACGGCCAUCAUCAACGCAGAGGGUGGCCACUCCGGAGCAGAGGACAAGAAGGAGUACUUCAUUUAGACAGAGGACAGAGUGGAGGAGGAGGAGGAGGAGAAGGAAGGGAGCGGGAGGAGGAGAAGGAGGAAAGUUGGAGGACAUGGAGUAGGAGAGAGGGGAAGAAGGAAAAAAGAAAACCUCCAUUUGUUUUCACGACGCUUCAGUUCUUGGUUCGGUCGGAGGGAUGCUGGGAGGGAGGAGGGAGGGGAAGGAGCUUCUGCUGGUCCUUCCCUCUCCAGCAUCGAUACGUGGGGACGUGAGAACUGACGUACGGACGAACUGAAGUUACAAACACACACAAACACACACAAACAAACAAACACACAAACAUGAGUCGGUUUUGACGAAAAUCUCCUCGUACGCUCGCAGGCUCCUACUAACACUUUAACACUUUUAUCCCCCACGAAGCAUCGAAUCCUGUUUCUAACCGUCAGUGCUGCAAAAAAAACAAACAAACAAAAAAAAAAAGGCUAAAUUGUAAGUCACAUUCCGACCUGUCUCCUCAACAUUUAAACCAAAAUGGUCUGUUUUUAGACUUUUUUUUUUUUUUUUUUGUCCUCGGUAAACGUCCAUCCUUGUGGUGGAGAGAGAUCCGUCUAUAAAAGAGAAAAUUAUUACCGACACAUAACCUCCAUCAAACCUCCUUCGUGCGUCCUCGCCGACAACCCCCAGAUCUGAGAAAUUUCCUUUCAUGCAAACACACAUGCAAAGCUAGCAUUCCCACCUUGUGCAACCAAGCCGAGGGGCUCCAGUAUACAUAUAUAAAUAUAUAUAUAUAGAAUUAUAUAGCAUUCUUUUUACUUGACAGAAAAUGUUUGGUGUGCUGUAAAUACUCUCUCUCUCUAUCUGUCCUAUUUCUGCCUUUCUGUCUUUCUCUUCCUCUCUACAGCUCCCCUCUCCUGUAUCUCAAAAACAGUGUGUUACUGCCUCGCAGUAGCGUAUAUACUCAAAGACAAGCCUGCCUGUUUCUAUUACACGCGUGGAAAUGCAGAGUCGAAGAAUAUCAAAUAAUAUCUGGGGGGAUAGAAUAUGAAAAUAACAGCGGCGAUUGUUGCGAUGAAAACUAACAUUAACUGCAAAUGUUUCUAUGACGAAUGUUUUCCUUCUGUUUUAAUCUGAUCUUUAAUUCCUGUUUGUUUGUUUUUUUUUAAUUUAGUUUUUUUUGGGUGGGGGGUUGGGGAGGGGGGACUUAUGAGAGAUUUUCUCUCGUCGGUGUCUCUGUGUGUUACUGUCAGUGUUAACGGUUUACAGUGUCUUUCGGUUCGUCAGUCCAGGAGUCCAUACAUCUUGGUUGUGUUUUGAGUUUUAAAAGUUGUGAUGCGGUUCAUUCAUUCUUCUUCUUCUUCUUCUUUUUUUCUUAAUUUCCUGUGUGCCGCCAUUUUCUCCCUGCUCUCUUCUUGGGCCCUCUGUCCCCGAGCACUGAUCUGUAGCAAAAAAAAAACAAAAAACAAAACCUCGGCUUCAUAAAGAGUUUGUUUGUUGGAGUUGAUCUGGACUAAACUGCCCGGUGCUUGUGCUGAACUCUCCUCUCCCCUUCGCCAUCCUUUCUCCCGGCUGCAGACUGCCCGCCCGUCUAGUCCCGGCCACCUGGCGCUCAGCUCAUUGAGUAGUGACAUCAUGACUUCUACCAACAAACCGGUGCGUUUGCUGCUUUCGGGAGUCAAAAGAAAUGCUUGCUUUUCACUCCGGAGCCAAACGGGACUGCCCACACGCAUUACGACAAACACGCACACGCACACAAAAUCGUCCUUUCUGCUGCUGUUGUUUCUUUUUUCUCUUUUUAUUGCAACAGGAAUCAUUCACCAGCUUAGCAAAUGGUUCCCAUAAAUGAACAGGGCUUUAUUAAGGUUGGGAGUUCGCCUUGGCACGGCCAACUUCCACUUGGCCCGGUCAUGGAAAUUGAUUGCAAUCUAACUAAGAGGCUCCGGGCUUCCAGACUGCACAGAUGCCAAGGUUUUGGUUUGGCGGGCAGGGUGCCUAGCUUCAGUCCGGGUUGUGCUAACGGUGAAGAAAAGUCAUUUAGAAAACUUAAAUGUCCCCUUCUCUUUUUCUCCCCCCGCUCCGCUUGUCCACUCCCCUUCGCUCUUUAAUCAGUCAUCCCGUCUGCGUCCUGAUCCACCUUCACCCCGUCUCUCCUCAGCGCUGAUCGAUGGUUCUCCUUCUCUUUCUCCGUCUCUCAUUCCAGAAGUCCGUGUACAGUAGAAGUAGCGUUUGCCGGGUGAUCGCUGAUCAAUUCUAAGCAAGGAAUCCAUUUGCUGUAGUCAGUUUACCCAUGGACAGUUAAUGUCUGUUCUAGUUUUUGUACACCUUUUUUGGGAAUGUUCAGGGACUGUGCUUUUCGUACCUUCCCCCCACGUUGUCGUUAAAUGCUAGCUAGCCGGCUGCUUGGGAAACAAUCAGCCUGCUAGUACAUCUAUAAGCUCGCUACUACAAAGGGUAAUGUGACCUGAAGCGGGGUCAGCUGUUUUUUUUUCAGUUUUUUUCCCAGUCAUGUCCUUUUCAACAGUGUUCUGUUAAAACGUUAUGCAUCCAAGAUUUCAGAAAACUGUUUUCAUUGGUGUCUGCAGACCAGAGCUCCGUCUCUCGGAGCCGCUCGUCCACUUUGAAAAUGUUACCAUCGAUUUGUAUUUAACCCUAGUCUAAUUCUGCUCUGCGAAUGGAGAAAGGAAGUACCUGCCUCAUACUCUCAACAAAGUGUAGUGUCUUAAAAACUAAUGGACCUGUAUUUGCCUGUAACUUAUCGUCCUGUCCUUCGUCUUAGUUAAUGUGCUAGCAUGUAGCUUGCAUGAGAAAUGGUUGGAAACUGUAGAUAGCGUUCGGAGUUGAGAAGUGGCGACGGGAUUCGUCUCCCGAGACGAGAGGGAGGUCCGGCCCAGCUGACCUCCCUGCUGUUCUCUGGUCUGCAAACACAGGCUCAGUCACCUCCCGGCGACCAGGAGGCGACUGAGCAGAUCAUUCUGCCCCCACCACUGCUACAUCAAGACCGUGCAGGGGCAUAGUGGACAUGGAGUCAGUGGAUUUAUAUUUCAUUGCAUCGGUGCAGUAAUGAUUAGCUGCCACCAGGUGUCAGCAAACAACAGCUUUUCUCCUCCGUCGUCUUCAGUCAGCUCAAGGUGUCCUGCCCCACCACUUGACUCACCAUCCCCCCCCCCCCCAGGCAGUCGCAAGCCAGCUGCCGCUCAUCACUUUUCCUUUUUGUAGAAUAAAAAAAGAAAUCGGUUUUUAAAUUAUGUUUUUGUAAAAGGUGUGCAUAAUCUUAAAUUGAUUAAUUCAUUUUCUCUUUUUCUUAAAUUUAGUUUUUCCCCCCCAAAACUUGAAGGUUUAGAAUUUUAGUUUUUGCAUAUUUUAUUGUUUCAACAACCUUUUUUUUUUUUUUUUUAAAAUAUAAUUUCAUGUAUAUAGUGUUGCCUUUACUGGAUACAAAGCGCACCCGAUAUACACGUCGCACACACACACACACAUUGGGUACAUGCACAUCCACACACAUAUAUCUGGAUACGCACAACAGGUCUGUUACCAUUGUGUGUUAGCGCAUAUGUGUGUGCAUGUGUGUUUGUGUAUGAGUGUGACAUGUGUAUUGAUUGACCCAAACCGACUCCAGAGACACUCUUUACAUGUGUUGCAUUCACAAAAACGAUGUUUCCUUUUUCGGUGACGACUAAAAUGAUAAAAAAGGUCUUUGGUUUUAGGAUUAUUAUUAUUAUUAUUAUUUCGGAUGACAAGUCUUCCUUUUGAAUAAAUAUCCAUAUCACAUGGGAAUAGUGGUGUCAUGUAUGUUAAUUUGUAUUAUGACUGAUGAUGUCAUCAAGGCGAGACCCAACCGCAUGCCGUGGUGGGUUUUUUGCGUCUGUUGGCUGUUACGUUCAUGAAGUAUUUUUUUUGUUGUUGUUUUAUUUUGUUAAGUUCAGUUGUUGACUUCAAUAAACAUGCAUUUGGGUUAAA